Echinops telfairi (small Madagascar hedgehog) is the source of this 1615-nucleotide messenger RNA. It is a transcript of the gene RIBC1, whose product is annotated as RIB43A domain with coiled-coils 1. The transcript has 8 exons. The record is from RefSeq and is a predicted model, not a curated record. NCBI's taxonomy places the organism in Eukaryota, Metazoa, Chordata, Mammalia, Afrosoricida, Tenrecidae. Bases 315 to 1454 code for a protein of 379 amino acids.
UUGUUACUUGGGCAACACAAACCACUGACGACCUUGCUGGGAGGACUCCUCGCAGCGUUCGGGGAUACCAUAGGCUUUUUGGCAGGACUAAAAUUCAAGCUUUCUGAAAUUCACAAGUAGCAGCAGGGUUAGGACCUGCGAGAAGAAACUGGGAACUAGGCGUUGGCUUUAGCCUGGUCACUUGGAAGGCUCGGACCAAGAGUUUCGAGACUGCCACUAUAGUUCAAGAACCGAUUUGGACCUAAACCAGUUGGGCACUUGAUCCCAGACCCAACCCUGAGAGCUCCAAAACCUGGACUCCUUGAUGAGAAAGGAUGUAUAAGGUAGAUCUGCCAUCAGAUUCCAAAGAGUUGGCAGCCAUUAAGGCUAGACAAAAUCGAGAAAAGGAACGACAGAACCGAUUCUUCAAUGUGCGAAACCGAGUCAUGGGGGUGGAUGUCAAAGCCCUAAAUAGCCAAGUUGCAGAACGAAAGCUUCGAGAGACAACAGAGCGGAACAGGGAUGCAGCUUAUGGUACCAACCAGGUACAUUAUGAUCUAGUAGCCCAAAUGCUAGAGAAGGAACAGGCAGAAAGGACACGUCGGUUGGCCAAGAAAAUCCAGGACUUUCGUGAACAGAAACAGCAGCUCAAGAACAGAUGUGAAUUUGACCUUUGGGAUCCAAAUGGACUUAAGAAGGUGCUUCCCAACCACCUUUGUGACAGUGAUCCCCUCUGUGGCCCAGCCAGCCUCCAGUGCUUCUCUGGGAAGAAUCUGGACAGGGCUACAUACCUGAGAUUGCAGCAGGAACAGUUCAGAUACAGCCUGGAAAGGCAGCUGCAGGAGCAACAACAAGCCAGAUUUAAUAAGAUACAUACAGAUAUGCUUAAUGACAAGCUGUGCCUUGGCAUGGACAUGCGGGCCACUCACCUGGCCAACUUGGAGAAGUCCUGUCACAUGGCUACGAAGUCUGCCAUAGCCAACGUCAACAGAGCCCAGGUAACUGAGCUGGCUGAGAGGAAGCACUGUGAAUAUCAGCGUCAGCAGGCAGCCAACUUUAUGGAUAUCCAAAACCAGAUUACAAGCGACCUGCUGACCGAGAACCCCCAAGUUGCCCAAAACCCUAACGCUCCCCAUCGAGUCCUGCCCUAUUGCUGGAAGGGAAUGACUCCAGAGCAGCGAGCUGCCAUCAGGAAAGUCCAAGAAGUGCAGCGCUGUGAAAAGAAGGCACAGCGCCAGGCCAAGAAAGCACGGGAUGAGGAAUGGAAAAGCCAGACCACAUACUUGGCCCAGGCAAUGCUAGAGCUGGAACAGCAAGAGAGGGAACUGUGUACUGAAUUUCGGAGGGGGCUGGGCUCCUUCAACCACCAACUGGCUAAGGAGCAAAAAAAAGAGCAGAAUUACCUGAAUUCAAGAAUCUACACCAAUCAACCUACAUCCCAGUAUCAUCUACAGUUCAAUACCAGCAGUCGCUGAGCUCAGAAUGGUCUUCUUCCCCGUCUCCAUCAAGCUCAUAGAAGGCUAUGAGGAAAAGAGGAAAAUACUGUUUACACCCACCCUCAAUCCAUUCCCCAAUAGGAAGUAACUGAACCAAUACUACUACCUUCUUCCCCCCAUAAUAAAGUUAUUCGCUGAAA